Molecule: messenger RNA, 306 nt
Organism: Guillardia theta CCMP2712
Lineage: Eukaryota; Cryptophyceae; Pyrenomonadales; Geminigeraceae
Exons: 1
Coding region: 1-306 (101 amino acids)
Biological process (GO): protein dephosphorylation
Molecular function (GO): protein serine/threonine phosphatase activity
Source: RefSeq, a predicted model, not a curated record
AUGUCUCGAUGUAUAGGCGACAAAAGUCUCAAGCAAUACCGCCAUUUCGGUACAGACACUUGGAUUCCCAUAGAUGAUUGCAUCAUACCAGACCCUGAGAUAAAGGAGCUCUUGCUCACGAAGCAGCACAAGUUUCUGGUGAUUGCCAGCGAUGGAUUAUGGGCAACCGUGACAAACGAAGCUGUGGCACGGCGUCUCGACACCCUGACGGAAGAAGAGGAUCCGGCAGAAGAGUUGCAGAAGCUCAUUGAUCGACGCGAAGACAACAUCACAAUAGUGGUCGUUGACCUGCGAGUGCAAGCUUGA